UAUUCAUGGAGAAAUUUCCGCUUGAAGUUUGUGCAAUGCAAGAUCUAGGAGAGAGUGCAUUUAAAUCGCGAUACUCGAGAAUACGGCGGGAUUGUCAAAAACUUGGCGUGAAGGCUACAACUGAAUGUUACAUAGUUUUAAAAAAAUCUUAGGAAUAUCAAAUGGCCUAACUUUUCACAGUGAAAUUGAAAGGCUUCUUUGUUAGAAAGCGUGUAGUUCCACCUUCUGUUACGACUUGAAUGGAUCAACAUGGAGGAACAGCUAGAGCUCGGAAAAAGCUACGAGAAGGUCGUGACUUUGAAGAAGAAGCACGGGAAAUGUGGAUCAUACACACAUAACGACGGAAGUCUAUUCAUUGGCGAUUUCGACGAGAAUGGAGUCAAAUCAGGAAUGGGACACCUGGAGGUACCCAAUGGUUCCACAUACGAUGGUCAAUUUCAAAAGGGCCUGCCCAACGGAGUUGGCAUUAUGAGGUUCCCGGAUAGUUCCCGAUAUGAGGGCGAGUUCAUGCAAGGAUGGUUUCACGGACACGGAGUGUUUCAGACGAUUGGGGGAAUGAAAUUCGAGGGGGAAUUUCGAGGAGGCCGGAUCUGGGGAAACGGAUUGCUGACUUUCAACGAUGGCAAGGUCGGGUCUGAGGGCUAUUUCCAGGAUUCACGGUUCUCUCGGGAUGGCGUGGCCAAAGAUGAUAUCAAGAAAUCAAGGAAGAUUGCCAAUUUCGCCCGAAGAAUUUGCAAUGAGACUUCAUACGAUGUAGGCAAUGGUUGGAAAACGGAGGAACAAGAACAGAACGAAGCCAUCGAAGUGGGUGCCGAUAUCUAAUCGAAAUAGUACUGGUACACCGCUAGCCAACAAUUUGAAUCAAUCAAAUUUCUAAUAAACUUGCAAGGUUUAUUCAUCCUAUGCU
Molecule: messenger RNA, 907 nt
Organism: Tigriopus californicus
Lineage: Eukaryota; Metazoa; Arthropoda; Copepoda; Harpacticoida; Harpacticidae
Product: MORN repeat-containing protein 4 homolog
Exons: 3
Coding region: 250-822 (190 amino acids)
Source: RefSeq, a predicted model, not a curated record